AUGGGGAGUAUCUCUCAUCAAGUCUACCUGCUAGAUCGAGAUGAGGCGGAGACUAAACGUCUCAAUAACCAACAUCGCUUUCUCGUCGAUCUCUCCAAUCUCAUUCACCCGUCUAUUCCAAGUGAUCUCACAGCAGUAGCUGAUAUAGGCACUGGCACAGGCGUCUGGCUCGAAGAUGUCGCCGAAGUCCUCCCCAAUAAGUCAGUCUACCUCCACGGCUUCGACAUCUCCUCAGACCUAUUCCCACGAGGCCACCAAAUCCAACGACCUGGCCAAAAGCCAAUCCCACUAAGUGUCCACGACGCACUGCACCCAUUCCCAGCAGAGCACCGUGGCCGAUACGACCUCGUGCACAUCCGACUCCUAACAGCAGGCCUGAAACAAGCAGAUUACACACGUGUUCUCACCAAUGCGCGCGCUUUACUAAAACCAAACGGCUGGAUCCAAUGGGAAGAAGUCGACCACACGGCUUUCUGCACAAACGCAACACCAGAACUACCAGCAAUAACCCGGCUGCGGGAAUGCGUGAUCGAGGCCAUGCUGAAACUAGGCCUGUGGCCGUUCGCUCCGCAGCGCGUGUACGACGAGAUCUCUGCGAACGGGUUUGCCGACGUCGUCCGUGAGACGUACACCACUGCCGGGAAGGAGGAUAUGCAACCUAUUGCGAAGAAAUGGGUUGCUGGUGUGAUGCGUGCGCUGGUGCCGCCUUCUAUGGUUGCUAUCGGGCAAGCUGAGGAUACCACGCAGGCACAUGGGAUUGUUGAGGGGUUGGUUCGGGAGUUUGAGGCUCAUUGUGAGUCUGCGACGGCGCUGGUUAACUUUGGGGUUACGGUUGGUAGGAGGGUGGAUUGA
Messenger RNA from Penicillium mononematosum, 852 nucleotides. Its product is annotated as putative LaeA-like methyltransferase. The record is from RefSeq and is a predicted model, not a curated record. The coding region runs from base 1 to 852 and encodes 283 amino acids. The transcript has 4 exons. NCBI's taxonomy places the organism in Eukaryota, Fungi, Ascomycota, Eurotiomycetes, Eurotiales, Aspergillaceae.